Molecule: messenger RNA, 1431 nt
Organism: Aspergillus welwitschiae
Lineage: Eukaryota; Fungi; Ascomycota; Eurotiomycetes; Eurotiales; Aspergillaceae
Product: phosphatidyl synthase
Exons: 1
Coding region: 1-1431 (476 amino acids)
Biological process (GO): glycerophospholipid biosynthetic process
Cellular component (GO): mitochondrion
Source: RefSeq, a predicted model, not a curated record
AUGCCUCGCUUUGACGACGCCGACUUUGCCGUGGACGCUGCCCCUGCCCCGGGUGCCCGCUCCCCCCGGGAUGCUCGUGGUAGCGCUGCUGGCUCUCUGCCCAUCCCUAACGAUGCUGGCAACACUGUUGAGAUCCCCGCUACUCGCAGCUCCAUCAGCGAUGCUGCUCAGUACAUGCACAACCUGAGCUUUGCUCCCUCCUCCCGGGACCGUCGUGGCUCCCGCAACUCCUUCGGCACUUCCCUGCCCAUCCCCAGAUCUCCCCGUGUCUCCCGUCUUUCCUCGGUGGUCACUGCGGAUGUAUCCCGCGACAUCCUGGCCUCUCAGGUCCAGGACAUGUCCAAGGAGAAGGUCGCUGCUGCUAAGAACAUGGCCUUUGCUUUCGAUAUCGAUGGUGUCUUGGCCCACGGUAACGAGGCCAUUCCCGAGGCCAAGGAGGCCCUCGCGAUGCUCAACGGUGACAACGAGCUGGGCAUCAAGAUCCCUUACAUUCUCCUGACCAACGGUGGUGGUAAGACUGAGGAUGAGCGCUGCGCCCAGCUCACCGAGGUCCUUGGCUGCCCCAUCUCCACCGACCAGUUCAUCCAGUCUCACACCCCAAUGCAGGCGUUGGCCGAGUACUACGAAACCGUCCUGGUCUGCGGUGGUGAGGGCCAGAAGAUCCGCAAGGUCGCUGAGAACUACGGCUUCAAGAACGUCAUCCAUCCCAAGGAUAUCCUCGCCUGGGACCAAACCAUCUCCCCCUGGGGCUGCUUCCACGAGGAGGACCGUCUCCAGGCCAAGCCCCGCGACUUCUCUAAGAUCAAGUUCGAUGCUAUCCUGGUGUUCGCCGACUCCCGCGACUACGCCACUGACAUGCAGCUCAUCAUGGAUCUCCUCCUGGCUGAGGACGGAAAGCUGCUGACCCGCGCCAAGGACCCCGUUGCCUCCCGCAUCCCGGUCUACUUCUCCCAGGGUGACCUGGUCUUCCCUACCGACCACAAGGGUCCCCCCCGUCUGACCCAGGGUCUCUUCCGUAUCUCCAUUGAGGCUCAGUACAAGGCCCUCACCGGUGUCGACCUGGAGCGUGUCGUCUACGGCAAGCCCGAGCGCGCCACUUACACCUACGCCGAUGAGGUCAUGAAGGCCUGGAUGGAGCAGAUCCACAACGAGAACCGCCUGCCCGAGAACAUCUACAUGGUCGGUGACAACCCGGCCUCCGACAUCUGCGGUGGUAACAUGCACGGCUGGAACACCUGUCUGGUGCGCACCGGUGUCUUCCAGGGCAAGGACAACGACGACAACAACCCGGCCAACUUCGGUGUCUUCCCCAACGUCCUGGAGGCUGUCAAGGCCGCCGUCCGCAAGGAGCUCGGCCAGGACUUCAAGUUCAAGUGGAACCCCAAGGUCAACCCCGUCCUCCACGGCGACGGUGCCUCUGCUGUCGAGUAA